Messenger RNA from Tympanuchus pallidicinctus (lesser prairie-chicken), 4949 nucleotides. It is a transcript of the gene PCGF6, whose product is annotated as polycomb group ring finger 6. Gene Ontology annotation, cellular component: PRC1 complex. The record is from RefSeq and is a predicted model, not a curated record. Bases 58 to 1035 code for a protein of 325 amino acids. Gene Ontology annotation, biological process: regulation of transcription by RNA polymerase II. The transcript is spliced from 10 exons. NCBI's taxonomy places the organism in Eukaryota, Metazoa, Chordata, Aves, Galliformes, Phasianidae.
GCGUGCGCAGUGGCCCCCUGCGCCGGCUCAGCUCGCUCCCCACCCUCAGCCCAAGCCAUGGAGGUGGAGGCGGAUGCGGGCUCUGUGGUUUCGGGGCUGUCGGGAGGGGAUGGUGCCGGCGCGGGCCCCGCCGAUGAAGACCAGGAGAUGGAGGGAGCCCCCGGCUGCUCGGGGUCGCGCUCCCUGCCCUUCGAGUUCGAGCGGAGCCGCUCGGAAUCCAGCGGCGAUGAGGACGAUGAAGAUGACGAGGAGGAGGAGAUGGAGGAAGAAGAGCUCGAGGGGGACUCCGGGGUUCGCUUUGGUACAGACGACGGCGAGCUCGACUCGGACGACGACCGGGAGCGUAUGAUAAACCUGGCAGAGUUGACCCCUUACAUCCUGUGUUCCAUCUGCAAAGGUUACUUUAUUGAUGCUACAACUAUUACAGAGUGUCUGCACACCUUUUGUAAAAGCUGCAUAGUGAGACACUUCUACUAUAGCAACAGAUGUCCAAAAUGCAAUAUAGUUGUACAUCAGACACAGCCCCUCUAUAACAUCAGACUGGACAGGCAACUACAAGACAUAGUCUAUAAAUUAGUUGUCAAUUUGGAGGAAAGAGAAAAAAAACAAAUGCAUGACUUCUAUAAAGAAAGAGGAUUAGAAGUGCCCAAACCAGCUGUCCCACAGCCAGUUCCAGCAAGCAGAGGAAGACCUCGAAAAGUUCUGGGCUCCGUGUUCCGGAUCCCACCAGAACUUGACAUCUCAAUACUGCUCGAAUUCAUUGGAGCUAACGAAGGCACAGGGAAUUUUAAGCCUUUGGAAAAGAAGUUUGUGCGUGUUUCAGGGGAGGCAACUAUUGGACACGUGGAGAAAUUCCUCAGAAGGAAGAUGGAUCUGGAUCCUGCUUGUCAGGUAGACAUAAUAUGUGGUGAUCACCUGCUAGAGCACUACCAGACACUGAGGGAGAUCCGGCAAGUCAUAGGAGAGAGUGCUGUACAGGAUGGCUUGCUUGUGCUGCACUAUGGCCUGGUGGUAUCUCCGCUCACCAUUCCUUAGAUUGCUACACUAUCAGCUAUUUAUGUGAAAGAAUCCAAAGUCAUGAAGCUCCUUCACUGCUGUUUCUCACCAAAGAACGCCAUCAUGUUUUCUGUGACAGGAAGCAAGUAGAAGAAACUAUCACUGACUGCUGUAUGCUUGUAACUUGCAUCUGACUUUAGCACUGUUUUUUGUUUGUUUGUUUUUUAAGUGUUCAGUACAUACAGCUAUCAAUUUUCACUUAGCUCAGGGACUUUAAAUGCUCAGAGUUGCUGCAUUUCUUUAAAUAAUUCUUAAACCCACAAGAUCUCACAGGGUAAACAGGCUUUUUCCUUAAGCUAUGGGAUUUUGCUUACUUCCUAAGUGUCUAGCUAGAACAGUAUUCUCAGGGAUGAUCUUCAGUGGGCAGUACACUGUAUUCUGGGGUGGAAACAGUCAUAGGGUGCAGAAAAGCUUGUAGUGAUCAUCUGACUUCAGAUGUGAUUCAGGAGAGGAAGGAGACUCUUCAAAUGGAGACCAAAAUAGGUAGGAAAUGAUGUCUCACAAACUUUAUUCAGUUGUUUUUCUUGAAGAAAAACAAUUUUGAUUGCACUUGAAAAAUAUUUGCUGGUAGUUUGACUUACAUCAAGUUGUGGGUCACGCAUCUCUAGUCUGAAUGGAGGUGAGCUGGCUGUAAGCUGGUUAAACUAUGCAUGGAGGGGGGAAAAAAAGCAUCACCUCGUUCUACCUGCUUGCUGUAUUUUAAAAUAGCCUAAUUCUGCUGUCGUGUAAAAUCUGUCAUAUGACUUGACUAGCAGGAGCACAGUUUCCUUCAUUCCAGCACACAGCUUUCUAGCAGUAGUGAAAAAUGGUAGCUUUUUCCACUCUUCCCAGCAUGUGUUAGUGAAUUGUAGUGGAGAGUGGGUCUGAAGGGUUAAAUAGCAUAGUGUGUGCCUCUUCAUACUGCCUUUAUGGAGGGUAGUAGGUAACAUUUUUGUUCAUUUGUUUCAACAUAUUAAAUUACUGGGUUUUGGGACAGCUGUAGUAUUCCAGUUCUGUCCUGUUGAACUUUUUCAUGGUCUCUUGUGCAGCAUUAAGGAACAGAGCUUUCUGUGCAGUGCUCUUGCUGCACGUUCUGUCUUAUGUGUGGGGAUUCAUGAAAGCCACUGUUAAGAACCAGGCUGCCUCUAUAGUCAGCGUAGUGAAGGGAAGAAGAUUCCUUAGUGAGGCAUUUUAGAGCACUUAAGUUAGCUCAAAUGUGUUUGCUUACUGUCCUAUUUGCUGCAGUGCUGUCAGCAUACUAAUACUGGCAUUUCUUGUCUAAAGAAAGCUUUCAUGAAUCCUUCAGCUCUUUACAGAAAGUGUUAAGUUUUGCCUGUGAGGGCAACACCACACACAAAAAAAAAAGUCUUAUUUGAAGUAGUUCUUGUGAUGCUUCUAAAAAAAAAAAAGAACAAAGACAUGUCUAACUAUAAUUGCCUAUUUUCCCUUCGAAGUUUGUACAAAAGUAGUGUUUAAAAUACAUUAGAAAAUUGAUUGAAUUAUUUUGUAAAGACUUUGUGAGUUGUGUUGAUAAGAGACUAUAUAUUGUAAUGGUAAAAUAAAAUUUAUUUUAGCCAAUUUUAAAUUGAACACUUGUUUCCAUUUCAUCUUCCCUUUUGUCAGCCUCUAAGUUGUAGCAGUUCAACAUUGAAAGUGCUGGAUGUGCCCUGGUGUUGCUAGGAUCACACAUUUCAGUGAGAAAGCUUAACUAUGAAAGAUGGUUUAAUAUCAGAAUGUCUACUGGAGCUAACUGGUAUCAUUACCUGGAAUAAAAUGAAAUCUCAGAUGAAUUAUCAACACAGAUACAGGACAAAUAAUCCUGUAAUGGAGACAUCAUUAAGCCCCCUGUGAACCAGGUCUUUCUCUGCCACUCUGAUGAUCACAGCUGUACACAAGGUGACUGGCUUGACAAUACUGCCACUUCUUGUUUCAUCACUACUUACUGUUUUGUUUUCUAUCUGUAGCUCUAUUAUAGUUGUGUUUUAUGUUGCAAAUUCUUCCCUAGUCUGGGCUCAAACAUCAUGCCUAUGAAAGGGCUUUGCAGAGUUUAACAGGCAUACAGAAGCUGAUAGUUAAUUCAAAUUUAUGUCUGUCUAGGAUAAUGCUGGCUUUUGCAUAAUCUAGCUAAACCAUCUGCUAAACUGGUACUGUUCUGACUGAAGCAGUAACAGUAUCAGAGGUCUCUGCACUAUCUUUACAGAGUUUAUCCAUAGAGUAAACCAUGUACCAUUUAAAAUGAAAAAGUCAAGACUUUCCAAUCUUCCAGUCACUUAAUGAUAGAAGAUCUACAGGUAGAAUGCAUAAAACUGCAUUCAGAAACAGGAGUGUUGCCUGGAAUAUUUUGUGUGAGCCCUUAGUGAUGUUUUAUUUCCCAAUAAUUUAUUGUCUGCUUCUUUCUUUCCCUUCCUCAGCUGCCUCCAUACAGCAUAUUCUUUGCAAAGUUGUCUUGGCUGAACGUUUUGCUUUCUUCUACCUUAAAGUGUACCCUCAAGGCACUGAUGCUUUACCUGCUCUCCAGCUCCUGCUGCACCCCCUGGGGUUCUGCUGUGACACACCAGUGUGCAGUGGGGCUGACCUUUGGCAGUUGUCGAGGCUGAAAUGUGGGCUGUGCAGUUCCCCACAUAAUCAGCCCGCUUGCUUAAAAAUGUGCCAAUCUUCUUGCAGCUCUGCUGCUGCUGUUUUAUUUCUGUUGGUCUCCUUUUAACCUUGGCUUUCCUCCAGCCGCUUGUGGUUCUGAUGAUAGAAUUGCUUCUGUAACAACAGGCCGCCUAUGGGAUGGCGUCUCUGCCCUUGUGGGAGAUGAGCCAGCCUCGUGCUCAGGAGGUGAGAGAAUGUGGGCUUGGACUUGUGUGUUGAUUUACAGACACUGUAUCAUUUCAUUGCGUGAUGAAAUAGUUCUGGUCUUAUUUUAUGGUUACCUAUUUAGAGAUGACAUGGCUGAUGCUGAGCUUACAGUUCUGCUGACUCCUAGCGGAGAAGACUGAGCUGUGAUGUCAGGAGCUCUCAUAAACGCACAGUCAAGCUGUGGUCGAGUCAUGAGCAUUGAGCCAUGUAGGUUCUGUUUUCCUUGUGUUUAAUCUGGAUUUAGUGUAGUAUGGUAAGUUUCAGGAGACUAAUAAAACUUGUAGCUGGAGAGAGUGUGAUGGUGAUGUGUAAAUAUUAUUUAUUUUCUGAAUAUUGCUGUUACACUUGGACCUGAAUUGUGCUGCCACAAGACGAGCAAAAAGAAGCCAGGAAGUGCCUUAACACUUGUUUCCAAGUUUCCAAAGAUACAGAGCAGCCAACAAGCUUCACUAAAAAAUCCUUCCAGCUGUCUGUUACUGUGUAUUAUCUUUUGCUUUGCAGGGAGGAGGGACAGAUUAUCCACACAAGUCUCAACAGAGAGAGGUUACCAGGUGCCAACCUGAAUGUUUAUGUUUAAAAUGCUGUUGUACUGCUGUGAUGGAUACUUCUGGGAAAUGGAGAAUGUUGCAAACAGUACCUUCUCAUCACUAGCUUUUUUCUUUUUUUUUUCUCUAUUACAUUUUUCUGUAACCAUUUCAACACAAAGAGAAGAAAGGUAAGUUGAAUUUUGCACGUCAUCUUUGGAAUCUCUCCUGAAAUGAGAAAUGAGCCAGCAAAUCUUACAUUUGUUUAAGUUUCAGAAAGGGACCAUACAUGCAGGUCAGCUGGUCAAAUUCUGUUGUUUUCUGAGAUGAAUAGUAGUUCCUGCUGUGAAAUGUGAUACUGAUGUACUGCUUUGCGGCUGCAGAAUUCCUGUGAGGCUGUAUCGCCAUCUUUAUUGUGUUUUGAUUUAGUAUGAAUAUAUAUUUGUGCCAAAGCAGUAGUGAUCUGCAAAAGAAACAUUUCCCCAAGCGGAAGGGAGAUUCUAUAUUUUCUACUUGCUUGAUAAAACAAUCAAUUUGGAAAUGUAA